UAAAUCAUAGAAACACCUAACCCUUGCGUGGAUAACGUGAUUUCAAAGGAAUGUCCCUUACUCCGCCCGGUAAUCAAGCCGGAUACCGGCCGGUUCCCGAUACCGCUAAGGUUUCUGGUAAACGUAGUUUAUCGGUUCAAUGUCGUGAGCAAGCUGAUUCCGGCAAUUGCAGCUUCACCACCAUGGAUGUAUUCUACACCAGUGGAGUCUGGUUUGCAGAGAUGCUUCAGACUGGUCUGCCUGGGCUGCAGGAGUUUUGGCUUUGGGUGACCUUUUUGGGUGACCCAAAAUGUGUCUUUAUCAUUUAUUUCCCUCUCGCUUAUUUCCUGCUGGACCAGAAGGUUGGCAUAAAAGUACUUUGGCUGGGCUUAAUCUCUGAAUGGCUCAACUUAGUCUCUAAAUGGUUUUUAUUUGGUGAACGGCCCUUCUGGUGGAUCUUUGAGUCUGGAUUUUCCAAGAAGGGGGAAGUUGCUCUCCACCAGUUCCCUGUAACUUGUGAAACAGGACCAGGCAGUCCCUCUGGCCACUGCAUGAUCACAGGUGCAGCUCUAUGGCCAGUAGUAACUGCUCUAACCACACGGAUAUCACAGCACUCCAGAAGCUGGUUCGUGAAGGCCAUGCCCUUUAAGGCUUAUCUCCUCCUGCUGCUGGCUGUAGGUCUGUCACGCAUCUUCAUCCUCGCUCAUUUCCCCCACCAAGUCCUUGGCGGCAUCUUGGCAGGGGUCAUCCUGGGCUGGCUGCUAGAAUCUCGGGUCCCACUGGAGAGGGAACUCAGCUUCUACCUGUGGGCGUCGCUGUCUCUCUUGCUAAGCACCACCGUGACCUAUUGGAUGUUGAUUGCUCUCGGCAUAGAUCUCAGUUGGUCAAUCAGCCUUGCCACCAAGUGGUGCGCCAGUCUUGAGUGGAUCCGGAUGGACACACGGCCCUUUGCAUCUCUGUGCCGUGAUACAGCCACAGCCCUUGGACUGGGGCUGGCUUUCCAAUCCUCAUACUACACCCAGCUCAAAGGCGAGAGGUCUGGCUGGUCUCAGAGGGUGUGGUGUGCCAUCCUGGCUCUUGUCAUCCUACGCCUACUCAGCGACAUAGCACAACCGCAGAUUGUGGCUCUAUGGUAUGGGCUGACUUUUGCCAAGUAUGCCAUAUUCCCGUGGGUUGUGAUUGCACUGCUCCCCAAAGCAUUUCACACUGUGACCUCCAGUGUGACACCACCCCAUAAAGAAGAUUAGCUAGAGGAAAGGACUAUGUGUCCUUCUGUGGUACGGAACUCCACAGCAAUCCUUAGCUUUGCCUUGGGGCUUUAUUUCUCUUGGUGUGUGAUGAGAUUGUUCCAUCAGAGCAGAUUUUGUAUUUUGCCUCCAAGAGUAAAAUGAGCCUGUUCACUUGGGCCAACUGAGUCUAAACAGCCUUACCAAAAACUCCAUCAUCUCCCCUUGAAUCCCCUCUGUCCUCCCCUGCCAUACAGCUAAAUUAUAACAGGCAUGUGCUCAGGCAUACACAGGGGCUAUUAUUUGUAUUGAGGUUUCAGAACCAGAACCAAAAGGGAUGCUGGAACUGGUUGCUUUGUGACACAGUGACCUGUUCAGAGCUGGAGGUUGUUAGGGAGCAGGUUAGACAUUCAUUCAGCUGGUCAGGUAGAGCUGAUCAAUCAGGAAAAGGGAGGAAGAGAAGCUGGAUGGGUUCUCCCUUCUCCAAACUGCCCUCCAAAUAUCUGACCAGAAAAACCACAAAUACACAAACAUUCAAGAGCCAAAGCUCAGUGGAAGAGCACUUGCUUUGCAUGCAAAAGGUCCCAAGUUCAAUCUCUGGCAUCCCCACAAAGGACUGGGAAAGACAUGUCUGAAACCCUGGGGUACUGCUGCCAGUCAGUGUAGAUCAUGCUGAGCUAGAUGGAACGACUCUGUACAAAGCAGAUUCCUAUGUUCCUACAGUCCCUCCUGCUGCCACUGUUGAUAUAUACACUGGUGAACUGACAUCUGCUGUGGGGAAGGUGCUGUCAUUUCUUGUGUGCCCAAGUUCAGCACUAAUGGCACACAACUGGAAAGGUCACUGUAAAAGGCUCUUUUGCUCUGGCUCAGCCAAGAUGGUGCUGUCUGGCUUUGGUUCCCCAAUUUUGCUCCCAGUUCUUCCAAACAUACCACCAACCCUCCAGUAAGCAGUCCCCUUCUUGCUUCUCUUCUCAUUGUGCUAGCUCUUCAUAUCAGAGUUGGGUUGAAUUUCCGACUUUUGUGUGCCCAGAUACCCACAUACCUACCUGAAAUAGCUGUUAUACAGUAGGAAGAGUAGCACGAAAUUUAAUCAUGAAUAAACCCACCAAUUUAGGAUGUUUAUGAGUAGGUGGAUUCAUAGAAAGGGAAGGCCAGAACUUUUCCCAGCCUGCUGUUCUGCUCUGCCCUGUUGCUGGAGCAUAUCACUGGGUGUGGAAUUGCUGGCUGGGAAGCCAUCCAGCUUGCUGCUUCAAACGACAGGCUGCAGACCUCCAUGUUAGAGCCAUACGACAAUGGAACCAAUUACCUAGAGAGGUAGUGGGUGACACUGGAGGCAUUCAAGAGGCAGCUGGACAGCCACCUGUCGGGAAUGCUUUGAUUUGGAUUCCUGCAUUGAACAGGGGGUAGGACUUGAUGGCCUUAUAGGCCCCUUCCAACUUUGCUAUUCAAUGAUUCUAUGAUCCCAGUAGAUCUGCAUACAAGUAAAGUAAGCAGCUGUCCAGCCUGAGUAGAUUCCUGGUCCAGGAGUGAGAAGCCUGCAUCCCUCCAGAUGUUGCAGGUCUACAAGUCCCAUCAUCCUGAACUAUUGCCUAUGCUGGCUGGGGGCUGUUGGGAACAGGAGUCCAACGACAGGUGGAUGGCCACAGGCUCCCAGGAAAAGGCUUCACACUUUGUGUCAGGCUGCUUACUGCAAGUGGGAAGGAGGUAUUUAGCCUGCUGUAUAAAGUGGAGCCCUUCCCCACUAAAUGGGGGAGGGUUCAGAUUCAAGAGGUAGGGAAAGGGCUGUAGCUCAGUGGUAGAGCAUCUGCUUGCAUGCAGAAGGUCCUAGGUUCAAUCUCCAGGUAGAGCUAUAAGAAAUUCCCCCCAUAACCCUGGAGAGCCACUGCCAGUCAGUGUAGGCAAUACUGAGCUAGAUGAACCAAUGGUCUGAUUCAGUAUAAGGCAGCUUCCUAUAUUCCUAAGAGGCCAUCCAUGAAUCUACUCACAAAUAAGCAUACUGAGUAGAUAUAUUAGAGGGAGCCCUACCUAGGCAACAGCUCUGAUGGUCUCAUGGUGGCUGCUCAGUCAUGAUAGGGACCCUGAGCCCCCUUUAAAAAGAAAAGAAACACCCACUUUCCUGCUGCUAAAUUGGAGUGGGGCACUAUGACGCCAACCAGGAUUUAAUGUGACUGCAUUAGCCCUUUUGAAUACAUAUUCAGGGAAAAUAGGUGGUGUGAACACACCCUAAAGUUGUAAGUAAAUGUCCAUAGAAGUAAGUUUUGUUGAAGUUGACAGGCUUGCUUCCAUGUAAACGUGCUUAGGAUUUGGGGGGGGGCUCCUUGGUUUUCCUAAAGCAGGGGUAGCUAAUGUGUCCUCCAGAUGUUGUUGGGCUCCAUCAGUCCUAUCCAGUCUGGCCAGAUUAUGAGUUGUAAUCGAGCAACAUCUGGAGGGCACUAUCCCUCCCCUAAAGUAUGGCUUGGUUCCGUUGUUUGUAAGAAAUGUAAGAUCUGACAUUUCAAGAUAUUUUCACCGCACGUGCCCCUCCUUCAGAGAGCUUUGCUCCUGUAUAUUUAUUAUUUUCAGUCAAUAUUUGUGAUUUUCCUGGGGAUUAUUAUAUAUUUUAUUGUAUUGUGCUGUAGAUUGUAAGCUUGUUUGUACAUAGAACCCUUAAAACUGAAUUUUCAAAAUGCAUAACCUGAUUUUUUUUUUUAAAAAAAUCCCCAAGUGAAUUGUGGCAGCAUCUUUGUUUUGAGGGUAUGCUUUGACUGUUCAAGUAGUUAUCCCAGUAUGCCAAUCUCUACCGCCUUCCAUUUUCUGACAUCUCUGAAAAGGAAGGGCCGUGGGACAGUGGUUGAGCAAAUAUUCUGCAGGCAAAAGGUUCCAAGUUCAAUCUCUGGCAUUUCUAGGUAGGUCUGGGGAAAGACUUCUGCCUGAAAAAUCUGGAGCGCUGCUGCCAAUCAGUGUAGACAGUACUGAGCUACAUAGACCAAUGGUCUGACUACAUAUAAGUCAGAUUCCAGUGUUCCUAAAAGGGGCCUAAGCUGUAUACUGGAUGGAGGAAUAGUGAUGGCAGGCAUGAGUUGAAAGAUCCCCAUCUCUGUACAUGAUUGACCACCUCUUUCUCCCACUGCUUUCUGCCUAGCUCCAUUACUCAGGAAGUAGUCUGUGGUCCAGUACACUGACACAACCUCUUAGGCUGGCCAGCUAUGCCUUUGCCUUCCUUCAGUCCUAGACACCAUAUUCCUUAAUUAUCUUGAUUGUGCAUAUUAAAAAAGACCCCAGUUGCUUUAAAAGAAGUCAUUGGCAACCCAUGUUUUGCAAGCAAUGGCCAGUGUUUCCAACCAUAUCAGCAAUAGCAUUUUAAAAAUGCCAUAGCUGCAUGAAUUGGCAAUCUAGUGAAACAAGCAGUGUUAGAUAUGGUGACUGCAUUGGCAUGAUGGGUCCAGGGACAGGCCAUGCUACCUGACAGAGUAAACUGCCUCAGGGAGGGAUGGGGAACCAUGUGGCCCUCCCAAUGGGGCUGGGCUACAGUUCCCAUCAUCCCUGACCAUUGGCCAUGCUAGCUGGAGCUGAUGUUCCCUAUCCCUAGUCUAAGGUUUUCCUCUGUUUCUUUCAGUCUUUGCCAAAGGUUUCGUUUUUUAAAAAAUAUAACCUAACUAUUGAUAUCAGAAUAAAUGAUAAAAAUCAA
This is a messenger RNA of Rhineura floridana, 4872 nucleotides long. RefSeq names its product glucose-6-phosphatase catalytic subunit 3 (gene G6PC3). The transcript has 7 exons. Gene Ontology annotation, biological process: glucose 6-phosphate metabolic process; gluconeogenesis. NCBI's taxonomy places the organism in Eukaryota, Metazoa, Chordata, Lepidosauria, Squamata, Rhineuridae. Bases 51 to 1226 code for a protein of 391 amino acids. Gene Ontology annotation, molecular function: glucose-6-phosphatase activity. Gene Ontology annotation, cellular component: membrane. The record is from RefSeq and is a predicted model, not a curated record.